Notolabrus celidotus (New Zealand spotty) is the source of this 6391-nucleotide messenger RNA. It is a transcript of the gene fnip1, whose product is annotated as folliculin interacting protein 1. The record is from RefSeq and is a predicted model, not a curated record. NCBI's taxonomy places the organism in Eukaryota, Metazoa, Chordata, Actinopteri, Labriformes, Labridae. Gene Ontology annotation, cellular component: cytoplasm. The transcript has 18 exons. Gene Ontology annotation, molecular function: ATPase inhibitor activity; protein-folding chaperone binding. Bases 128 to 3922 code for a protein of 1264 amino acids.
AAAAGCAGCUGGUUACCAAGCAGCUCCCGUGACUAAUGCCUGUCAUAUGACUGUGACACCCAUGGAGACAGUUACAGGGAACAAGCUUUGAGGAGAAAGAGACCUUCUGUACUUUCUCUGGUACAAAAUGCCUCCGACUCUCUUCCAGAAACUUUUCAACAAGAGGAAUGCGUUUUCAUCUCCGCCGCCGAGGUGUAGCAGAGAGGACCCCGCUUUCAGCUGGCCAGUCCCCCAGCUGGAGCCCAGUCAGAUCCGGCUGAUAGUGUAUCAGGACUGUGAGAGGCGUGGCAGAAAUGUCCUCUUCGACUCCAACGCCAAGAAGAGGGGCACGGAGGAAACCCCCAUAACCAGCACGGAGGGCCAGGUGAAGAUGUUCGGGAAAUGCUGUCAGCUCCGGCCGACAGGAGGCAGCAGCAGCUCCCUGGACAGCUCCUCCUCCUGUGCGUCUGAAACCAAGGAAACCAAGGAGCAGGGCCUUCGCUUCCAGGGUUCGAGGUGUUCGUCUGAUGUGGUCAUGCUGGGAGAGAUGAUGUUUGGCUCGGUGGCUAUGAGCUACAAAGGCUCCACACUAAAAAUCCACCAGAUCAGGUCACCACCUCAGCUGAUGCUGAGUAAGGUGUUCACCGCCAGGACGGGAGGCAGUGUGUACGGCAGUCUCAACACGUUACAGGACAGCCUCGAGUUCAUCGGUCAGGACGGCAACACUCUGAGGCCGGAUCAAAACACCGGGGCCAGCAGCCUCCUCGGUAACAUAGGAUUUUCUCAGCUCUGCAGCCCUCGACGGGCCUUCUCUGAACAGGGCCCUCUGCGCCUCAUCAAGAGCGCGUCUUUCUUUUCAGGCCACAGCCACCCGAUGGACAUGCCUGGCCGAGGGCUUUACGAUGAGAGAGACAGCGGAAUCGCCAGGUCAGCGUCUCUGAGCAGCCUGUUGAUCACUCCCUUCCCGUCUCCUGGCUCCUCCCUGACCAGCAGCUGUGCAUCCAGCUACCAGCGCCGGUGGCUCCGCAGCCAAACCACCAGCCUGGAAAAUGGCGUCUUCCCCCGGUGGUCAGUAGAGGAAAGCUUCAACAUGUCGGAUGAAAGCGGAGGACCAAACCUCGGCGUGGCAAGAAAGAAGAAGAUCGCCAUCGGAGUCAUCUUCAUGCUGUCCCCCAACACGGAGGAGAACAACCGCUUCCAGGAUUUCUUCUUCUCCCACUUCCCUCUUUUUGAGAGUCACAUGAACAAACUGAAGAGCGCCAUCGAACAGGCCAUGAAGAUGAGUCGGCGGUCAGCUGAUGCCAGCCAGAGGGCCUUGGCUUACAGCCGCAUGGUGGACGGCCUCAACGAGUUCAGGAUGACCAUCUGCGACCUCUACACCAUGCCCCGCGUGGCCGAGCCCGUCUGGUUGACGAUGAUGUCUGGAGCUUCAGAGAAGAACCAGCUCUGCGGUCACUUCAUGAGGGAGCUCUCCCUGCUGAUGGAGCAGGCCUCCAAGAACCAAUUCCUCCCCGCGUUACUGACGGCCGUCCUGACCAAUCACCUGGCCUGGGUGCCCACCGUCAUGCCCAACGGACAGCCUCCAAUCAAGAUCUUCCUGGAGAAGCACUCCUCCAAGAGCGUUGACAUGCUGGCAAAGACGCAUCCUUAUAACCCGCUCUGGGCUCAGCUGGGAGACCUGUACGGGUCCAUCGGGUCCCCCGUUCGGCUCUCGAGGACGGUAGUCGUGGGCCGCAGACAGGAGCUGGUCCAGAGACUCCUCUACGUUCUCACGUACUUCAUCCGCUGCUCCGAGCUGCUGGAGACUCACAUGCUGGACAGCGCCGAGGACGAGGCCAUCGUCAUGCCCGGCUCGCUCAUCACCACCUCCUUAAGGAAAGGAGAGGUGGAGGAGUCGGACUACGUCCUGGUCACGGUCCACAAACCCAGCGGGGACUACUUGUCCGAAGGGACGAGACAGACUGAGGCGGAGGAUAGCAGCUACCCCUCAGACAACAGCCUGCAGAGCAGCGCAUACACAGACACUGAGAUGGAGCAGAGAGCCGGGGACACGCCCAAGGAGGAGGAUGAGGAGGAGGAGGAGGAGGAAGAGGAAGAGGAGGAGGAGGAGGAAGAGGACAGCAGUGAGAGUCAAGGGUCCAGGAGCAGUGUGCUUCAGUCGGGACACAUCCAGGGGAACAACCCUGAUACCAGGACUACAGAAACCUCUGAACCGGGGGAGCUCCGCAGAGAGUCCAGCAGCCCGCUCUCCACUGAGACUCGACUGGAGACGGUGCUGCGUGUGGGCUCAGCGUCCCCCAGAGAGCAGGUCCCUGUGCUGGAUACAGAGACCAAGAGUGACCUGAAACCCACUGUCCUGUCUACAACCCUUCCAUCAAGUCCAUCCACGAGUCCUGGAACAGCAGAGAGUCCAGGCUGCGGGUCAGAGGCCGUGACGGAUGCAGGCGGCCAGCAGCGGGCUCCGUCGCCUCCGGGUCUCCCUCUGGAGAAGAAACCUCCGGACAAGAAGCCGGCCGCUGCAGCGCCGGUCCCCAUCACCGUGCUGAUGGCUCUGAGUCUCACAGAGGAGGAAGAGCCGGCACCUAAAGUCACUUUCCAGAUCGGGGCCUCCAUGUCCCCGGAGUCCGACACCGAGAGCCGCGAGAAGAGGGUGGAGGAGGAAAUCAAAAAGCACAAUAAACACCUCAAAGACAAACACCCGCUCCACCAGCAGCUGCUCCUGCACCAGCAGCAGCUGCACAGAGGAGCAGAGUCCAAGACCAGCAGCCGUGCACCAGAGGACCAAAGCAAACAGACCAAGGCCGCUCCGCCCCUGCAGCGGGUGUCCAGUAAGAUGCCUCAGUGGAGCCCCAACUGUAUGGACGACUUCGACGAGUAUUUCAGUCUGGAGAACCCUGUAGAGACCAGGACUAUAGACCAUGUGGCCAAACGACAGAAGGCCAGCACCACAGACAGUCUGCACAAAGACCUGCUGGACCCCUCGGGAGUCCAGCGGUCACGGGACUUAGGGGCUCCGAGUUUUCAGGGCGGAGUCCGGGGUUUGGGUUUGUGUUUGGGAGCAGGGAGUGGAGAGGUCGGGUCCAGCAGGAGGGGGGACACGUUGCUGGAUGUCCAGAGGAGGUGCAGGUGUGGGUCCACGGACUCCUCGGACACCUGCUGCUGCAGGGGCUGUUCUGCCGAGCAGGACAAGGGGCUCCUGCUGUCCGUCCCCGUCCCCCAGGACGGAACCAGCAGCUGCAGCAAAGAGGACCAAAAGAGGAAAACCGCGCCCCUCAACGACUGGGAGAUCCCACGCAACGAGAGCUCGGACAGCGCGCUGGGGGACAGCGAGAGCGAGGAGACGGAGGACUGGCAGGAGGAGGUGCUGGUCCCGUUCCCUGGGUCUAAGCUGGUGGAGAACUACUCCAAGCCAACCAUCGCUAACUUCGGACGCUCUCUGUUCGGAGGAUACUGCCCCAACUACGUGCCGGACUUCGUGCUGCACGGGAUGCCCAGCGACGAGAAGCUGAGACAGAACCUCAUGGCUGAGUUAACCCAUGCUGUUCAGCAUCCAGUUUUGGAUGAGCCCAUAGCGGAGGCCGUCUGCAUUAUCGCAGACACAGAGAAGUGGACGGUUCAGGUGGCCAGCAGCCAGAGACGAGCCACAGAUGCCAACAAGCUGGGGAAGGAGGUCCUGGUGUCCAGCCUGGUGUCCAAUUUAUUACAGUCCACUCACCAGCUCUACAAACUCAACCUGUCGCCCAACUUUUGUAUCAUGCACCUCGAGGACCGCCUGCAGGAAAUCUACUUCAAGAGUAAGAUGCUUGCUGAGUAUCUGAAGGGCCAGACACGAGUCCAUGUGAAGGAACUGGGCAUGGUCUUAGGGAUCGAGUCCAGUGACCUCCCCCUGUUAGCCGCGGUGGCCAGCACCCACUCCCCUUACGUGGCCCAGAUCCUGCUAUGAGACUCUACGGCACCGAGGUCCUGAGGAGUGAGCCGCCCCGGGAAUCCAGUGAGUCCGGCCCCUGAACCUGGACCUGCUCACCCGGGCUGUACGGUAUCUUUGGUGCACUCGGACCACAGCCCCCCGCCCCCCUUUCUCUCUCUACUGCUGCUGAACGAGGUGUAAUGCUGCUGUUGCACCACAGGGGGGAACUAUAGACCACUAAGCUCCAGAUCCAGGCCCGCUCUGUGAGGUGGACCCGCUCCUGUUGUUUGAAUGUUUUCUUUUUACGACAGGACUCUUCUUUUAUUUUUGGACACAAAGCCAAAGACUGUCUUCGUUUGUCCCCGAGGAGAUGAACUCACAGAUCGGAUUCUUCUUUCUUUCUGUACAAUCUCAGAGCGCUCGUACGAGGACGACACACGGACGUUUUUAAGCUUUUCUUUGAGGUAAAUAUCAGAAAGAACAUUAUCAAUCUUUUCUUCAUUUCUCCUGAUGCUUCUGUUUACACGUUAACGUUUCCUCACACACGUCUGGUCCGACGGCGGCACGCCUGACUCACGCCUGUUUCUGAUCCACUCUCUGAGAUCUCUCUAACGCGAUGUUUCAAACACGUCUAAAAGUGCUUUUGACAUUCUUACCCCGGGUACAGCACUACCUCAGACCUUUACCUGGGCUGUACAUGACCCCUUCAUUUACAGAGACCCACAGAAACCCCCUGAGGUCGACUUUUUAAAGGUUUGAAUCAGAGGAGCGUCGGCCGGACUCUAUGCUGUGUUCAGAGAACGGAGGGACGAUGAACCCCUGAGACAUAUUUUUCUUCAGAUCGGGACGGAAGAGGAGGAACGAAACACAUCAUCUAUUUUAAAAACCAAAAUGCUGAAGUAUUUUCUCACUUUUAUAGAUCCCAAACUUUUUACCAUGUUUACGGCGUCCACGCUCGCCGCGGCGAGAGGAGGAGUCGGUCUUAUAAAGGGUUAAAGAUGAGUCGGGUAACACUAUUCUCAAACAGGAUUCUACAGACAAACUAUAAACACACACGUCUUUGUUUUCACUCUUCAUGAGGAGUAACAGAUACUGGGUUCUUUAUUCCCCUCCUGGUGUAAAGUCCACCCUGCAGCAGAGCAGGUCACACUUUAUUCAUAUUUCAUCCUUUCAUUGUCGCUCUUGUUGUCAUCAGUCGACAUCAUCAGAAGAUCCUCUUUGAUUUGUUUUAUAGCAGGUACAGUAGGAUCAGUCUAACUCCAUCAUUCUACUGGAGUCACUGCUUCAGCCCGACAGAGACUCCUUAAAGUCAAAGGAUGUGACGUUUCAUUUAUUCAGCUUUAUAUAGAAGUCAUUUUCCAAACUCUAAAGAUCUAAAUCAGAGCGUGAGAUUCAAGGGCAAGGGCCAAAUACCACCAGAUCCGUGUCCGGUCCAUCUCUGAUCCGUCACAGCUCCAGAUCUGUUCCUAUUCUAGUCAAUGUGUUAACUUCCACUGGAUCCGCUCCGUUGUGUUCCAGGCUCCGUCUCUGAUCCAGCAGGUCGGAGUCCUCAGGAUCAGAUACACAAGACUUCUCUUUGUGCCAGAUGCCGGAGCACGACGCAUCAAUCUCAACAGAGCAGAUGGAGCGGGACAGGAAGUCAGGUUUCACCAAAACAAAAUGAAAACAUCCGGUUAAUUUUCAGAAUAAAACACUCUGUGUUAUCACCAGAUCGUAUUUCACUUAACUACAACAACAAACCAAAGUCAUGAUGAGCGGAGCCAGGCCUGGAGUCAACAGGUCAGAGGUUUUCAGAGGACCAGAAAGACAACAUGGAUGAGGAGGAGGAGGAGGAGAAUCCUUGAUUCAGGGAUUACAGAAGGGGGAAACCUCGGUCACAUGACUCCAGCUGUCUGGUGGUCCUGCUCCGGACCGCAGUGGAUCAGAGACGGUCGGAUAUGGAUCUGGUGGAAGUCCGGCGUUAGAAAGGCGGGCUGAGGGCUCAUCGAUCUGUUUCUCACAACUAAAUGAAACUUAAUCUACACACUGCUCUGUCAUGGGUUUAAUAAGACACACACACACACACAUUAGAGAUUGGAUGCUGAGGAAAACACACACAACCAUUAAACUCCAAAAGUCACUUUUAAACCCGUCACCGACCCGAGUCUUAAAGGAACCGUCUGCAGAGCGUCUGCAGAGCGUCUGCAGAGCGUCUGCAGCGCUCUCCAUGCCGCCUACAUUCGAACACGCCGUCACGCUCGCCACAGCUCGAAGACGCUCCGCUGUAUCAGCACUCUUUUUUUCUACAACCCAGACCUUCUGCUGGUCGGUCUGAGUGGAUGUCUGCUUCGCCCUCUCUGUAUAUACAUAAAUUAUUCAGCUGCCCUCGGUUUGUGUAAUGGUUCAUGUUAAACUGUACAUACGUUUAUUUCCAUGUGUUUGUACAGAAUGUCUUUAAAGAAAUGUCCUCAGAUUAUUUUUUCCCAAUUUUAUGGGAAUGUUGUGCAAUAAAGAUUCAGAUGUCAA